Molecule: messenger RNA, 578 nt
Organism: Ochotona princeps (American pika)
Lineage: Eukaryota; Metazoa; Chordata; Mammalia; Lagomorpha; Ochotonidae
Product: phosphatidylinositol N-acetylglucosaminyltransferase subunit P
Exons: 2
Coding region: 118-522 (134 amino acids)
Biological process (GO): GPI anchor biosynthetic process
Molecular function (GO): phosphatidylinositol N-acetylglucosaminyltransferase activity
Source: RefSeq, a predicted model, not a curated record
GGCACCGCGCGGCUCCGCCCCCGCGGCCGCCAGCCGGGCGAUCCCGCCGGCCCCCGCGCCUGCAGGGCGAGGGUCGCCCGUGCGCCUGCGCCCUGAUUGACCAAAGCCACAGGGAAAAUGGUGGAAAAUUCACCGUCGCCAUUGCCCGAAAGAGCGAUUUAUGGUUUUGUUCUUUUCCUAAGCUCCCAGUUUGGCUUCAUACUUUAUCUCGUGUGGGCUUUUAUUCCUGAAUCUUGGCUAAACUCAUUAGGCUUGACAUAUUGGCCGCAAAAAUACUGGGCAGUUGCAUUGCCCGUGUACCUCCUGAUUACUAUAGUCAUCGGUUAUGUACUCCUGCUUGGAGUUAACAUGAUGAGUACCUCUCCACUCAACUCCAUUCAUACGAUCACAGAUAACUAUGCUAAAAAUCAACAACAGAAGAAAUACCAAGAUGAGGCCAUCCCAGCAUUAAGGGAUAUUCCUAUUAGUGAAGUAAACCAGAAGUUCUUUCUCACAGCCAAAAGGUCUUAUACUGAAAACUGAUUCGGGUGUAAAAUAACAUUAGACAUAUAAAUAAACUUUCAUAUAUGACAUUAAAA